This is a messenger RNA of Hevea brasiliensis (rubber tree), 1715 nucleotides long. Its product is annotated as protein CLP1 homolog. The coding region runs from base 147 to 1466 and encodes 439 amino acids. The record is from RefSeq and is a predicted model, not a curated record. Gene Ontology annotation, biological process: tRNA splicing, via endonucleolytic cleavage and ligation. The transcript is spliced from 10 exons. Gene Ontology annotation, molecular function: polynucleotide 5'-hydroxyl-kinase activity. Gene Ontology annotation, cellular component: nucleus; mRNA cleavage factor complex. Lineage: Eukaryota; Viridiplantae; Streptophyta; Magnoliopsida; Malpighiales; Euphorbiaceae.
UCAAAACCUUCGGUCCGUUCCGGGCCAGGGCUGGCCCUACCUAAACCCUAAACUCUUUCAUCUUCUCUGCCCCAAUUCAAUUCCUGCUUUUCAACUUUGCAACUUUAAACCCCAGAAGCAAGAAGGAAAAAGCUGUGAGGAACGGCAUGGCUUACGGCGGUGCAUCCACGGCAAUGACCGCCGUAACGGCAACGCCGACGAUUAAGCAAGUUAAAUUGGAAAGAGAAAGCGAGCUUAGAAUCGAAGUGGCGAACGACAUGCCGCUGCGCCUGAGGUUACUAAACGGCACUGCUGAGAUCUUUGGCACCGAGUUGCCUCCUGAAAUGUGGCUCACCUUCCCUCCUCGCUUAAAAUUUGCUGUGUUUACUUGGUAUGGGGCCACAAUAGAGAUGGAAGGUACCACUGAAACCGAUUAUACUGCAGAUGAGACUCCCAUGGUUAGUUAUGUAAAUGUCCAUGCUGUACUGGAAGGACGUAGAAAUCGCGCCAAAGCCUCAUCCUCUAGUGGUUCUGAGACUUCUCAGGGUCCUAGGGUGAUUGUUGUUGGACCUACAGAUUCUGGAAAGAGCACCUUGUCAAGGAUGCUUCUCAGUUGGGCAGCCAAACAGGGUUGGAAACCUACCUAUGUGGACUUGGAUAUUGGCCAAGGGUCUAUAACAAUUCCUGGAUGCAUUGCUGCCACCCCUAUUGAGUUGCCCAUUGAUCCAGUGGAAGGGAUUUCUCUUGAAAUGCCUCUUGUAUACUUCUAUGGGCACACAACUCCUAGUCAAAAUGUAGAUUUGUACAAAGCACUUGUAAAGGAGCUUGCUCAAAUACUAGAGAGACAGUUUACUGGAAAUGCUGAAUCACGUGCUGCAGGCAUGGUGAUCAACACUAUGGGAUGGAUAGAAGGUGUGGGCUAUGAGCUGAUUCUUCAUGCAAUUGAUACAUUUAAUGCCAAUGUUGUCUUGGUUUUGGGUCAGGAAAAGCUUUUUAGCAUGCUUAGGGAUGUAUUAAGGAACAAGCCCAAUGUGGAUGUUGUGAAACUUCAAAAGUCAGGUGGUGUGGUAUCCAGGACUUCAAAAGUCCGCCAGAAGGCCAGGAGUUACAGGAUUAGGGAAUACUUUUAUGGCAUUGCUAAUGACCUCUCUCCACAUUCAAAUAUCGCGAACUUUAGUGAUUUGUUUGUAUACCGAAUUGGUGGUGGGCCACAAGCCCCAAGAUCAGCUCUACCAAUUGGCGCAGACCCUGUGGCCAAUCCUCUUAGAGUUACAGCUGUGAAUAUUGAUCGAGAUUUACUCCAUGUUGUUCUUGCUGUUUCAUAUGCUCAAGAACCUGAUCAAAUUGUUUCAAGUAAUAUUGCUGGGUUGAUCUAUAUCACAGACAUCGACCUUCAGAGGAGAAAAAUCACUUACCUUACACCAACAGCUGGGGAUCUUCCGAGCAAGUAUUUGAUCAUGGGAACCUUAACAUGGCUGGAAACAUGAAGCACAUCCAGGAACAAGUUUUUAAGUUCUAGACCGUUGAUGAUCUUCUUGGAACUGUAUUUUACUUUUACUAUCUAGUUUACGGGUGGUAGUUUUAGUUAUAGAUUCACCUUCCAUCAAUUAUGUGUCAUGUAUGGUAACUCUUGUCAUUGUUGAAGCCAAACGCAAAUUGCGAAGUUACCCACAGCGGUGCAGCAGAAAUCGGUUAUAACCAAAAUAUCUAAUCAAGCUGUUGUUUUUCAGUUCAAA